Messenger RNA from Xenia sp. Carnegie-2017, 826 nucleotides. RefSeq lists its product as uncharacterized. Lineage: Eukaryota; Metazoa; Cnidaria; Anthozoa; Malacalcyonacea; Xeniidae. The transcript has 6 exons. The record is from RefSeq and is a predicted model, not a curated record. Bases 14 to 826 code for a protein of 270 amino acids.
GCCAUAUAAACUCAUGAACAUGCUGGUGUAUGAUUGUUCAUGCCAAACAGCUCGUCACAAAAGAAGUGUUUCUGUUGUUGAUGUUAAAGGCACCUUUUGUACUGUUGAGGUACAGUUUUGCUCAUGCUCUCCAGAGUUUGUUCGACUUCUGCAAUUUGGCCUUUGGGGUGGAACACCUACAAAACCAAGAAUUGCAUUUGCAAUUGAGUUUUUUGAAUUGAUUCAUUCUGUGCAGAUGGAAUGCAAGGCAUCAAUAAAAAGCAUUUGUCAUUCAUUUGAAGAGUUUAAUCAUAACCACAUAUUCUCUUCUUAUGCAACACCAAAAAUGUAUCCUGUCAUUAUAGAUGCUUUUGAAGAAUAUAGAAUUUACAGACAUAAACUAAACAUGUUGAGCUGUGUUAUUCCUGAGCUUGAAGAAGGAAAUAUCUGUCCUACUUGUUCCAAAGAGUGUCAUGGUUUUCUUGCUGGGAAUGCUGUUCGAUCAAUGAAUUGCUACAGAGCUCUUGAUGAAACAGCAAUCUUUGGAUUGAGCUAUGCAGUUUAUGUUCUCCAAGAAUUAGAGAAAGAUAAUGUUGAUAAUCCUGCACUCAAAAUAAACAUAUUGUAUGAUGUUGCAUGCAUGUUGGUGAAACACUUACAGGUUAUAGAUCAAAUGCGGCGUUUUAACGAGCGUAAACGCGUUAUUCAAGAUGAGUUCGACGCUCUGAUGCGUAAGAAACGGGCUGCCAAUGCAGUUUCGCUACUCAAAGAAAUGAAAAAGAGAAAUAGGGACUUAGAGCAUGAAAAAGAAGAAGCUAUUGCCGCCGGUGCUGAAAAACGCACGUAA